ACAGAAUAUGGUGUGCUUUAACUACUAAGGCCUGGCUCACAUCUGUGCAGGUGGUGCCGCUGCGGAUCCGCAUGAAAAUCCGUGCAGCUGCACCACCAGCACAAAGAAAUGCAGACCCACAGGCGGGUGCCAUUAUUUCUAAUGGCACGCCGCCCGUACUGGAAAACGCAACCGUACUGGGAACCAAGGUUCCUGUGCGGACUGCGUUUUCGGAAGAAGUGCAGGGACUUCUUCCCUGCGUGUCACGAGAGUCCAUUCAAAUGAAUAGACUCUCGUGCCCCGCACGG
Molecule: messenger RNA, 287 nt
Organism: Staurois parvus
Lineage: Eukaryota; Metazoa; Chordata; Amphibia; Anura; Ranidae
Source: the annotation of a GenBank genome assembly